AACUGUUUCAUCUGUUCUUCCUACUUGCCUAUUUUAAUCAGAAAUUAGUAAGUAGAGCUUAUAUUCACUGAACUUGAAGAAUGCUAAUGGGAUGUCUGCAUCAUGUUGUACCCAGAGUACUUAUGCCAGAAUAGGAAAGCCUUUAAUUCUGUAAUUCUCUGAGGCAAGAAAAGCUUUCUGAAGAGUUACUUUAAAUUUAAACUCUCAUUCUAAUGUUAGGCAGCCUGUUGGAUCUCCGAGUUAAAAAUUGCUUCAGCUUUAGUUACUAGAGCCAGAUGUAACAUUGACCUUAAAUGGUAAAAGCUCCCAAGAGUGAAAGAGAGGCUGGCCCGAGGGGAAAAAGAGGAAUAACUGAAGUUUUAGGUGCACAAGGCUCGUGCAGACUGAGAUUGUGGAUCUUCACCCACAUCCACUCUACCUGUGACCUGCACCGCCGGGGAGUGCAGUGAUGAGGACACUGAUGUAUUGAUGAGGACAGUUCCCUGAUCCCUGGGCAGGUGUCAACACCUGCAGAUCACGAGGCCUCCCAGCGCUUAUGCCUUCAGGCUAACUUGAAACAGAUACUCCCAGCAGUGCAUGGUCCUCUUAGUCCACAUUGCAGCUCCACGUGCUUCACGCUGCCCACCAUGCCAACCUUACCUGAAGACAAGGGACAAGCAAAAGAGGCCCAGCACAACACUUCUCCAGCCAAAGACACAGCUGUUGAAGGGACAACAUGCAGCACACCUUCCAUUGUUCUUCCAGAGAAUGCUGUUAUGCCAGAUGUAGAAAUUGAUAAAAAUCUGGUUAACAGGCCUCGGAGUCCUCAUAGGAGACAUUCUAACCGUGCCACCAGGAAUUCAACAAGUUCACUGACUUCUGUUGACAACAGCGGUCAUGUGAUUGAUCUGGUAAAUGAUCCACUACCAGAUGUCAAAAUAUCAGAGGAAGACAAAAAGAAGAACCUUGAAUUGUUAGAAGAAGCAAAGAAAGUGAGCGAGAGGUUCCUAACACGCAGAGGCAGAAAGUCAAGAAGCAGCCUCCCAGAGUCACCCACAGCAGUUUCCCCUACUCUUAGUCCUAAAGUUUCACCCAUAGCAUCUCGGAGCAACUCUCUCACUCUUCCAUCAGGGUCUGAGGCAUGCACAACCACUAGUAUUGAGUCAGUAUCUCCAGGGCAGAAUAACAGAAUUGUGAAAGAGGAUGACAGGCAAACUGCAGAGAAUGCUGCAAAAGGAUUAAUUGAUCGAAGGCAGAAUGAUCAAAGAAAGAUUUCUCAGGGAAGAUUGGUUCCUCGUUCUGCUGCCUUUGAAAACUCCAAAGAGAAGCACUCAGACCAAAAGGAAAACUUUGAUCCAUGUAAACAUAUGGAUACUUUACCUAAAUGCUCCCCUUCAGCUGGCGAUGGUGGCAGAAUGUCUCUUAAUACUUGCAUGAAUGUUUGUGAAAAUGAACUUGGAAAAUCAUUCCUCAAGAAAGGAAAAGAAAAUGAUGUUCCUUUAAGAACCCAUCUACCCGGACCAGGAAUAGGAAAUAUGGACUCAAAGCUAAAAAUUCCUGUUCCAGAAAUGAGGGACCAUAAAGUUCCAUGUAAACCAGAAUUUAAACUGUAUGGACUGCGUCCUCCUCUAUUACGGGCUGUAUCCUGGGAUAGCUUGGAGCCUGGACAGAAAGAGAAAGCCCCUUUAAAAUUACCAUCUGAGGAAGAUAAAAGCUUUGUUGGUAAUAAAUCCAGCAAUCAGUUAAAAGCAUUCAAAGACCUUCAAAUCCAAGUUCAGCCAGUUCGAAUGCAGAAGCUGACAAAACUCAGAGAGGAGCAUAUUUUGAUGAGAAAUCAAAAUCUAGUUGGACUUAAACUUCCUGAACUUAGUGAAGCAGUGGAACAGGAAAAAGGCCCUUCACCUCUCCCUUCCCCCACUGAAGAGGAAGAGACAAAGAACAGCUCUGAUGUCAUGCCCAGCAUUCCUGAUGUACUGCUGCGAAAACUGCGAGUGCACAAAUCGCUUCCAGGAAGCUCCCCGCCGCUCACUGAAAAAGAAGUUGAGAAUGUAUUUGUACAACUCUCCUUGGCCUUUAGAAAUGAUAGUUAUACAUUGGAAUCUAGAAUUCACCAGGCAGAGAGGGAGAGAAAUCUUACUGAAGAGAAUGCUGAGAAAGAACUGGAAAACUUUAAAGCUGCCAUUACGUCUUCAGCUCACCUGUGGCACCACUAUGAGCACAGGGAAGCCUACCAGAAGCUCCUGGAGGACAUCGCAGUGCUGCGGCGUUUGGCUGCCAGACUUUCCAGCCGUGCCGAGAUGGUUGGAGCCGUUCGCCAGGAGAAGCGUAUGUCAAAGGCAACAGAAGUAAUGAUGCAGUACGUGGAAAAUCUGAAAAGGACAUAUGAAAAGGAUCAUGCUGAAUUAAUGGAGUUCAAGAAACUUGCCAAUCAGAAUUCUAGCAGAAGCUAUGGUGCAUCUGAAGAUGGGGUUCCUCGUUCAUCUAGAUCCAUGUCUCUCACUGUUGGAAAGAAUAUGCCCAGGAGAAGAGUCAGUGUUGCAGUCGUUCCUAAGUUUAACUCCUUGAACAUUCCUGGUCAGUCACCAACAGCUUCACCUAUACCUUCAAUGCCAUCCCUGUCUGAAUCACCCAGUAAUGGAAGGAGCAACCUGACAUCCACUCCUGCUCUGCCAGCACUUCUAGAAAAUGGAAAGUCAAAUGGAGAGCCUGACUGUGAAACCUCAGCUUCUGUGGUGACACAGAGUGGGUUGGAAGAGAUCAGUCCUGAAAUGAAAGCCAAGAUAGAAGAGGAAGCAUAUAACAAGGGAUAUCAGGAAGCCUUGAAGAAAACCAAAGAACUUCAGGAACUGAAGGAAGAAGAUGAAGAGACACCCAAAGAAAGUCAUGAUGAACAUGAAGAAAGUGAAAAUGAAGAUGAGAUAAAAAAUCUGAAAAGCAGCAGACUUGAAGUCGUCGUUAAUUAUUUAUAUAUCCUGUACCCCAAACUGUGCAAACACUGGAAUGUGUUGUGGCUUGUAGUGGCUGCAAUAGUCAUUUUUGCUGUGGUGUUGGGAAUCUACCAUUCCUACAACUCCUGCGAUGAAAAGUCAGAGGCACCUGAAGGGAAGGCCAGCUGUUCUGCGGCCCAUCAGUAUUCCUGGUGGAACUCAGGAUUCCGACAGGAGCAACGAACGGAAUAAUAAAGGAGCAACCACGCCCUUACGGUCCCUGAGCAAGUUUGUGUAGUAGAGCACCGUUGUUAAAGGUAGUGCUUAGUCAUCCCUAUGGCUGUUACACGUGAUCCCUUAAGUGAGUUACUCUCCACCACCAGGUUUGGGAUACAUGGUGAGCAUACCUUGCCAGGAAGCCAUUCUGAUAAAUACUCCUGUCUGUCCUCUUAUUGUAAAGGAUUCGUACAAAUAAAGUACUGUUGAAUCAUGGUAAGGUUGUGGCAGUAAUCAGCAACAAGCAAGACAUUUAAAAGAACAAUUUGCACAGGACAUUGACAUUUUGAAGACCAUCAUAAAACCUGCAUUUGCAGUUAGUGCUUUACUUUGUAUUUCCUGAAUUUAUUGUUGAUUGUUGAAGUACUAAUUGCAUUUAAGUCCUUUGGGUUUUAAGAGGCUAAUUAAUUUCCUUAUUCAUUAUUAUUGGGUAGAAAUAGAAACUCUUCCAUGGAAGAAUAUAAUUAUAUUCUAAGACCAAAUUCCUUGCUGCUAAAAUAAUUUUAUAAGAGGAAUUAUCUAUAUGAUUAUUUAAAUGGAAUGCUAAGUACAUGCAUAAAUAUGGUUUAUGAUAUACUUUAAGAAUGGGACCACCACCUUUUUUAAAAUGGGAUACUCAACAGAACCUAAAAUGGACUCCAGGUGGCACAGUUGAUAUCAUCCAAUAAGUCUGGGAAUGUCUGAUAUAUAAAAAUUUGCAAAAAAUUUACCUAUGCUACUCAGAGUCAUUGGUGGUUACAGCCAAAAGUGGUAGCUGCCUGGAAGAGUCCAUGUGCUGCCCAAGCCCAAAAUACAACAGUCUUGGACAUGGGAAGCAAUCUUCAAUUCUUUAUUGAAAGAAGAAAAAAGAAAACAAAAGCUCUUCAAACCUCUGUAUAGAGGUGAUCCCACGAAAUGGACUCUGCCCUACUGCUAACACUGGAAAUAGGUGUUGUUUGAGAUCUGCAGCAGGAGCACAGUUCUGAGAACAGCCAGAACCCAACCAGUGCCUACAGGGAUCCGGCCAUGGAAGCAGUGAGGGCUUAGGAGAGCUCACUGCAGGUUUUCAGUAGUUCAUUUUCAGAAUCUGAUGCCAAGACCAAAACUGAUCUGAUACACUUCCAAAGCUGAACUACCACUUCAGGAUAGAUCAGUCUUUUGCCCAGAUUUUUUGCCAGUUCUGCCAGUUUGGCAGUUGUGAGUUCUUAAACAAGAAUGUGAAUGUCACUGCAGGUGUGCCAUUUGUACCCGCUGAGUGUCACUUCUGAGUGAAGGUGAACCAUGUUUGUUUUUCCAUAGCUACAGCCACAAUAGCAAACCCAGUGUGACACUUGAUUGCAUUCCUGUCCUGCAUUCUCCUGGCAUUUUCUGAUUGAGAAAUGAGUCUGUUUUCCAGCUGAAGGAUAAGAGUGUUAUGAAGUACUGUAAUUUCAGUUCUGAUGCAGUCAAUAUUGUCCUGCCUUCUUUUGGUGGAAACACUGAACCUCAAGCUAACUGUCAAAGAAAACAGGCUUCUAACUCAGUCAGAAAUUUAAUUCACGUACCUGGCACUAGUACCAAGUAUCCUGCUGGUGAAUCUUCGUUGGCCACAUGUUUCUUAGGAGACAUUUAUAUGGAGAAAGAAAAAAAAAUUUAAAAAAGAGCAGACCACUAACACCUUUAUUUGGUUUUUUUUUUUCUUUUGGGUGUGGGGAAGGGAGUCUCUACCCAAUUUUUGUUUUAAAGUAUAUAUUAUUGAGGAUUAGUGUGCUUAAGGAAGUUUAAAAAGGAUAACGGGGAAGUGUGAUUUGGUCUUAAAUUGCAAUUGGUAAAGAAUAAGACAGGAGAAGGUUUCUUGCAAACUACUUGGAAUCUGUUUGGUCAGUUAGAAUUUCUGACUGUGAAGAACUACUGUGAUAUUUCAUGUACUUUCAGUAUUUAAAGAAACCUGUCAGUUGUUUCUUGAAUACUUCUUUACUACAAUUAGCUUCUUUAACUUAAUAUUCUUUACAAAUAGCAUUGAUAACUUAAUAAUAAGACAAUAAAGAUUGAAGGUAAAUAGUCCUAAUCAGAUUUCUCUAUGUCAAGAAUAUGGCAUAUAUUUAUGUGAUGGUGGAAAUGUUGGGCUGCACUGAAGAAAAAUAAUUAACAGUGCCUGUAAUUGAAUUAAUUUGCUUUUAUUUUCAUCUGAACUGUUGUGAGUCCAACAGCUUAUUUUAAGUACACAUAUAAAGUUAUUGAUAUCAACAUGACCCUCUAAUUGCUUAAUGUUAAGCAUGUGAAGAGGUUUUAUUGGUCAGUGGGUGAAUCUCCAUCCUCUCUUGAAAUUCAGCACACUGGCUUUUUGUGGAAUUAGUGCGCAAGGGACAAGUCCCGUAAGUAGUUGUACUGAUUUGAACUGAAUUACUUGCAUGUCUGAUGUAAGCAUAAUUUAGCCCCAAAUGAACUGAAAGAGGCAAGAGAUUUUAAUGGGGGUGCAAAAAUGAAGAUAAAGUUUAUUUUAAAAAAUUGUUCUUUUUAUAACUACUUUGAGCAAACUGCCCACAAAAAAUAACAAAUCACAAUGCCUAACAGCACACUAAAUAGCUAUGCUUAUAUUUUUCAGUUAUUUAAUUAAAACACCUUUUGUUUAAUAGGAAACUAGAUUAAGCUCAAAAACUAUUCUAAAUACAAUUUUAUCUAUUGGAUAUUAGUUUGCUUUAUCUGGAAAAAAAAGUCAAACAACCUCUUCUGUGUUCAAAGAUCACAUCAGAUAACAAGAAACAGACCUAUUAUUUAUGCUAUUAACACUGAAAUAGUUUUCUUGAGGUACAAUAUUUAUUUUUAUGCUUUAACAUGACACAUUUAUGGUUUCUCCUGCACAGCACAAAUGUUUCUAGCAAAAGGAACUUCAAAAGGGCACUAUUUUUGUGUAUCAUAUUUAAAUUUGUAAUAUUGUAAGAUUUUGCACAAGUGUGCUGGUAUUGUACUGUAUAGUAUCACAUACUUGAGUUUUGAAAUAAAAUUAUGGUUUCAAAGUG
Corvus hawaiiensis (hawaiian crow) is the source of this 6160-nucleotide messenger RNA. RefSeq names its product inositol 1,4,5-triphosphate receptor associated 1 (gene IRAG1). Lineage: Eukaryota; Metazoa; Chordata; Aves; Passeriformes; Corvidae. The record is from RefSeq and is a predicted model, not a curated record. The transcript is spliced from 23 exons. The coding region runs from base 627 to 3158 and encodes 843 amino acids.